Messenger RNA from Paramecium tetraurelia, 1155 nucleotides. RefSeq lists its product as uncharacterized. NCBI's taxonomy places the organism in Eukaryota, Ciliophora, Oligohymenophorea, Peniculida, Parameciidae. Gene Ontology annotation, cellular component: cytoplasm; nucleus. The record is from RefSeq and is a predicted model, not a curated record. Gene Ontology annotation, biological process: signal transduction; peptidyl-serine phosphorylation; endocytosis. The transcript is spliced from 5 exons. Gene Ontology annotation, molecular function: protein serine/threonine kinase activity; ATP binding.
AUGAAUUACAUUAACAAUCAAUAUCAACUAAUAAAGAAAUUAUCAGCCGGUAGUUAUGGGAUAGUCUAUGAGGGUGAGAACAUUCCAACUAAAACUUCUGUUGCUAUCAAGAUUGAGAAAAAGGACAAACCUCAAACCCUGGAAAGAGAAGUCUCAUCCUUAUCUCGAUUGUCAAAAAUUGCAGGAAUCCCCUAAAUCUAUUGGAAUGGAACUCACAAUGGACAAAAUGUCCUUGUCAUGCAAUUGUUAUCCAAGGAUCUCGGGUGCUACUUAAAGGAGUACCGAAAAUUCACUCUCAAAACAGUAUUAAUGAUUGCAGAUUAAUUAAUAUAAAUUCUGAGGAAUGUUCAUCAGAAAUCCAUCUUGCACAGAGAUUUGAAGCCUGAAAAUCUUAUGUAUCAUUAGAGAUAAAUUUACAUUGUAGAUUUCGGGAUUAGUAAGAUAUACAGAGAUAGCACUUAAAAACAUAUACCAUUUAGAGAGGGGAGACCAUUUGUAGGAACUACUCGAUAUGCUCCUAUUGCUGCUCAUAAGGGUCAUGAAUUAAGCAGAAAAGACGACCUGGAAACAUUAAUCUACAUCCUAGUUCUAUUUUUGAAAGGAGUUCUACCAUGGCAACACUAGCUUUCUCAAAACAACAAAGAGAGAUAAAAACUGAUAGGCGAAAAAAAGAUUAAAUUAAGCUCUACUGAAAUUUGUUAGGAUUUACCAAUUGAGUUCUAAAAAGCUUUAGACCAUAUUAAGAGUCUCGGUUUCUCGGUUGAACCUGAUUACGACUAUUUAAUAAAUCUCUUUAGGAAAUUAGGAUAAAGACAUGGAUUUGAGUAUGACAAUUUGUUUGAUUGGUGCAAAGAAGAGGAGGUGAUUGCAUAGGCUAAAAUCAUGCAAUAGAGUGAAAAAAUGUAGCCUUUUUCAGUUAAAUGUCAAUCUUUACAAAUACCUUCUACAUUGGAAUGCUUUGAAAAAAAGUAAUCCUCGAUUUCUAACAUUUUAUAAAAUCCUAUGCAGAUUUCAUAAAGUGCUGUUAUAGUGGAAAUCAACUCUGACACAAAUCUUUCGGAUGAUAGCACUAAUUACCUCUAUAAUAAUUAUUAAUAAUUAGAAAACUUUUCAAAUUUGUAUAAAAACCAUCUCUUGAUUAUGAAAGAUAAAUGA